Xenopus tropicalis (tropical clawed frog) is the source of this 1752-nucleotide messenger RNA. RefSeq names its product GPN-loop GTPase 2 (gene gpn2). Gene Ontology annotation, molecular function: GTP binding; GTPase activity. NCBI's taxonomy places the organism in Eukaryota, Metazoa, Chordata, Amphibia, Anura, Pipidae. The record is from RefSeq and is marked provisional. Gene Ontology annotation, cellular component: cytoplasm.
CCGGUCACGUGACAGCUGCAAUGGCCGACACAGACUGUAAGUGGGAUCCUGGAGCAGAUAAGUAUCCGCUGCUUGGAUUCGGACAGGCGGUUAUUGGACCCCCGGGCUCAGGAAAGAGCACGUAUGUGCGAGCAAUGCAGGCUUUGCUUGCUCAGAUGGGCCGCAAAUCCGCCAUCAUUAACCUGGACCCAGCGGGAGAGGACGAACCCGGGGCAGCAGUGAGUCUGCGGGAACUGCUUGGACUUGAAGAAGUGAUGUCGGAGUUGCGGCUGGGACCAAACGGGGCUUUGCUGUACUGCAUGGAGUAUCUGCAGGAGAACUUGGACUGGUUGCGGGGCAGGCUGCAGGGCCUGCGGGGGACAUACUUCCUGCUGGACUGCCCAGGGCAAGUAGAGCUCUACACACAUCACCCGGCCCUGCCCGACGUUCUGCGGCGCCUGGGUGCCUGGGGGCUUCGGUUAUGUGCUGUUCACCUAGUGGACUCCCAUUACUGCACAGAUCCAGCGAAGUUCAUCUCUGUUUUAUGUACUUCACUUAGCACUAUGCUUCAUGUGGAGCUGCCACACAUCAAUGUCCUGUCCAAGAUGGAUCUCAUUGAACAAUAUGGCCGCCUGGCCUUUAACCUGGACUACUACACUGAGGUCAUGGACCUUUCUUAUUUGGUUGAACAACUGACAUCUGACCCCUUUUUCCGCCGCCACAAACGUCUCCAUGAGAAGUUGGCAGAGGUUAUCCAGGAUUAUGGAUUGGUGACCUUCAUGCCACUGAGUAUUAAGGAUGAGAAGAGCUUGCGGUUAGUUCUCAGUGCUGUGGAUAAAGCCAGUGGAUUCUGCUUUGGGGAGACAAAGCAAUCACUUGGGAAUCUUAUGUCUGUGGCAGUGGGGGCAGAUUUCCAAUUCACAUCGUAUCCUUCACAUGAUUGUAGGGGUUAGUAGUAGGACUGGCGAACAUUCUUCAGUGCACAGAUUGAGGGGGCACAGUUAGGUAUCAUAAUGCACUGUUGUUUUUCCUGUGUACCCCUAAAUGCAUAACAGUCCACUAUCUCUCCCUGUGUUCUUCUCUCCAUAGCUGCUGUAUAAGGAGGGGUAAGGAGGGUGGGUAAGGAAUGAGUUUAUGAUGUUUACUUUAAAAUGUAAAAAACAAAGUCACAUUGAGAUCUGUUGAGUGUAGGCUCAACUGAACGAUGGGUUUGUUUCAUUGUUUCCCCAAAAAACUGUCACCUUAUUUGAAGUAUAUGUCACACAGCAGAAUGUUUUCCCAAUGCUCCUAUUGCCUGUAAUUUAAUUUAUGUGAUUUCUGUUGGCUGUUUUAACUUUAUUCCAACUAAGCCCCAUUAGCCAUUUGCUACAAUUUUUUUUUUUCGAGGUAUACUGAAAUAUAUGCCUUCAAAUUUACAUACAUAAUUAAAUUAGACAAACUGCUCAAGUUAUAUGUCUCCUUUAAUUGUAGAGACAAGCAUUAAGUGGUAAAAUAAAUGGUGGGGGAAAUUCUCUGCUUACAUAUCAGUUUCACUUCAUUCUACCAAGGUUUCUCCUUAACCAAUGCUAUCCCAGGACACUGGCAUUCCAGGAGAAAUAUGUGGAGAAGGAUAAACGCACCGUGGAGGAAGAAGCUUUAGACCUAUGAACAAUUCACCUUUCCAGAAAAGGCGCUGCUUCUGUAUUCCAUUUUCUUGAGUCUAGUGCUACAGCAUUUUUGGGUUAUAUUUGAAGGGGUUUGCUAAAUUAUGUUUUUUUCUAAUAAAAAUGUAAA